This is a messenger RNA of Hylaeus anthracinus, 911 nucleotides long. RefSeq names its product globin-like. Bases 137 to 655 code for a protein of 172 amino acids. Gene Ontology annotation, molecular function: oxygen binding; heme binding. NCBI's taxonomy places the organism in Eukaryota, Metazoa, Arthropoda, Insecta, Hymenoptera, Colletidae. The transcript has 4 exons. The record is from RefSeq and is a predicted model, not a curated record.
GGCAGAGCGGUUAGUCGGGCUCGAAGAGCGAGUUAGUCGUCGUCCAACUGUGUCAGCGAUUGAGCAAAUUGAAACGACGGUGCCGGUGGCACGUAAUAUGUCAUACAGAAUUACGGUAUUUUGAAAAUUCCAGUCUAUGAGCAUGGGGACCUUUCUACGUUUGUUCGGGAUCUCGACGGACGAUAAUCGAAUAGAUCAGGCGACAGGGUUGACGGAGAAACAAAAGAAAUUAGUGCAGAACACAUGGGCCGUAAUAAGAAAGGACGAAGUUGGCUCUGGUAUUGCCGUGAUGACCGCAUUUUUUACAAAAUAUCCAGAAUAUCAGCGGUACUUUAGUGCCUUCAAGGACACUCCAAUAGAUGAACUGCCAGAUAAUAAAAGGUUUCAGGCUCAUUGUGCUAGUGUAAUUACGGCCUUAAGUAAUGUUAUCGAUUCCUUGCACGACCCAGGAUUAAUGGAGGCAAGCUUAAUCGGCUUGGCCGAGAGGCAUAAAAUUCGCGGCCAGAGAAAAGAAGAAUUUCAGAAUUUGAAGGACGUGGUAUUAGAAGUUCUUCGCCAAGCACUGGGAAAACAAUUCACACCGGAAGUUGCAGAAGCAUGGAGGAAAACUCUGGAUGCGGCAUUCACGAAAAUUUAUCAAGUUUAUGAUUCUUGAAGUACAAGUUACGACGUACGUGCGAAGAUAAUGCACCCUUUCUUUUUAUUAAGCAUUAAGUAAUUAUAUACUGUAUAUAAAGCGCACCAUUUUACACGUUCGUACAAUUACAAUGUACUCAAACAAAAUGAAGAAAUGUCUCGCGAUCUGUUGCGCGUUUCAAACAAAAUUAUGAUUGUUUUUAUGUUGGGAUUAUUAUUUUUCAUGUAUACUAAUAUGUUAUGUAAUACAUAAAUGUACGCAUUUAUAAUAUGUA